Phytophthora nicotianae INRA-310 is the source of this 3536-nucleotide messenger RNA. RefSeq names its product GTP-binding protein TypA/BipA. The record is from RefSeq and is a predicted model, not a curated record. The transcript is spliced from 6 exons. Gene Ontology annotation, cellular component: cytosol; ribonucleoprotein complex. Bases 1378 to 3315 code for a protein of 645 amino acids. Gene Ontology annotation, molecular function: GTPase activity; GTP binding. Lineage: Eukaryota; Oomycota; Peronosporomycetes; Peronosporales; Peronosporaceae.
CGUCAGUUGCGACUGAGCGCGCGCCAUGGUGGGCGAGCUUGUUCUAGAGAGACGAGAGGCAGCGCCGGCCUGCAGCAAAAUGCGGAAUGAAGCUCACACAGAUCUUCCGCAUCGUGUCUGGUUUUCACAUAGAGGCUGCGCAAAACGGGCCGGGUCAAUUGCUCACCUACAAAAUGCAAGUUAUUUUCGGCCCGCCCGCGAUGGACAAUUUCGAAGGUGAUACUCGCCACCCAAACUUUUGAGUCGAAGUGGACUGGCAGCCCCAGCUGGACGGGAACCAAGCACCAACUGCGGUCCCUCCUUGCGAGGAUGGAUACCGCCACGCUUUCUCUUCUUUUGUCCCUCGCGAGUCGCAGUCCGCGCGCACGUGCAAACACUUUUGAAUUCUCAUGCCGGCAGUCACUGAGUCAGCUCCAGCGUCAGAGCGAAUGUCACACUCGUUGCUGGCUGCCGUCUCCGCGGCUCCAACGGACUCCACCCCGAGAUGGAGUGGUGAGACUUUGAACAAGUUUGUUAUUGAUAAUCGGAAAAUGAAAAACCCUGAUUUACUGCUGCAGCCGCGAUUGGUGCCCUCGACUCAUGAGUAUCGAGUCGCCCAGCGAUAGAAACAGCGUGCGGUUCUCAACAAUAUUGUUGUAUGGGCCAAACGGGUUGCCAACACGUGCCACCGGCAGGUCCCAAACGCAGCGCAGCACGACUCGGUAGUCAAGCAAAGAUCGGGCUGCAUGUUGCAGUUGGAACCAAAUCACGAGAUAAGUAGCCACUGGUCGCCAAAGACGCUGCGCCAGCCAUCUUGCUCAUGUUUCCAAGCAGCGCUGGGCAACGCGGAAGCUCCACAGCGGAACACGGCCAGUCAUACUCCUGCCCCAACACAGCGUGAAGAUUCGUCACGCCCUUGGUUGCACUCUCCUCAAUGCGCCGUAGCACGAGUACUGUACACUCGUCUUGCAACGUUGCGUCAAGGCUGCGGACCAAGCGACUGAUGCCUCUGAUAUUAUCAGGCUUGCGCUUGCGCAUCAACUGUUUGACAAGCUUAGUGUGGCGCACAAAAAAUCGAAGCGCCUUGAUUGUAAGACGCGGCGAAGAUCGGUAGGCGAUACAUGUAAUAGCUGGACGUUGGGACAGACGAGUGGAGACCGAGUCAUCGCGAAUGCCAGGCCAGAAGGGGCCCACGCCUAGGUUGGCGUGACGCCAAGCCUACCCGACUGCAAUGAUCUUAAGGACCACAUAUACCAGUAUUGAGUGACUUCAGCGACGAACCACCGAAAUGGUGUUUUGUACACCAUCUGAUGUUUUUAUGUAACGUGGUCCACAUCAUUUGUUCGGUGUUGCGCUCCGCCACACAGUUCAGGCAUCACUUCAUACCUGUACGACAUCAUGUGGCUCCGCCGGUCUUGCCUACCUGCCUUGGCGCGCGCGCGCUCGAGUCAGCGCUCAUUCCUCCAGCGCAACAUGCCCGCUGUGGCACGCGCCUUUUCCACGGAUUAUUCGGCUAUCACGGCCAAGAAUAUCCGCAAUGUCGCCAUUGUCGCACACGUCGAUCACGGCAAAACAACGUUGGUUGACCAGCUUCUUAAGCAUGGCGGUACUCAACUCGCAGAAGAAAGGGUUAUGGACUCCAUCGACUUGGAGCGGGAGCGUGGAAUCACUAUCAUGUCCAAGUGCACCCGCGUCGAGUACAAUGGUCACGUGCUCAACAUCGUUGACACACCCGGUCACGCUGACUUUGGCGGUGAGGUGGAGCGUAUUUUGAGUAUGGUGGACGGCGUGGUGUUGGUCGUGGAUGCUACAGAAGGACCUAUGUCGCAGACCAAGUUCGUGCUAACUAAGGCACUUCACCGUGGACUCAAGCCGCUCGUGGUUGUCAACAAGGUGGACCGUGACACUAGCCGCCUGGACGGUUCGGUGGAGAACGAGCUCUUCGACAUGUUUGUAGCGCUAGAUGCUGACGAUGACCAGCUAGAGUUCCCCGUGCUGUACGCCUCUGCCAAGCAGGGCUGGGCUGUGCACGACCUUGACAACUCGGACGAGUCGCGUGACAGUAUGCUGCCGCUUCUGGAUGAGAUUACCCGCUACGUUCCUGCACCUGACGCCAAUGCUGACAAGCCAUUCGCCAUGGCUGUUACUAUGAUUGGCCACGACCCGUACGUGGGCCGUCUGGCCACUGGCCGCGUCCACGCCGGAACUGUUAAGAUUGGCGACUCGAUUCAGGUGAUGAACCGCGAGAGCAAGAAGCUCGAGACCGGCCGAGUUACAAAGAUGUUUGUCACGCGUGGUGUUGCCAAGUCGGAGAUCACGUCGGCCACGGCUGGCGAUAUCAUCACCAUCGCUGGUGUCAACGCUUACGUGUCCGACACAAUCGCUGAUGUCUCUGUGACGGAGCCCAUUCCGUCGCCGCAGCUGGAUCCUCCCACGAUUUCCAUGACGUUUGGUGUGAACGAUGCGCCGACCGCAGGCAAGGAAGGCAAGUUCCUCACGUCUUCUCACAUUAAGCAGCGUCUUGAGCGCGAGUGCGAGAACAACGUGGCCAUCUCCAUUUCUCCCAGCGCAUCGUCGGAAGCUUUCGACGUUCACGGUCGUGGUGAACUUCAGCUCGCUAUUCUGAUUGAAGAGAUGCGCCGCGAGGGCUUCGAGAUGUCCGUCUCCGCUCCUCAAGUGCUUUUCCAGACGGACCCGGAGACCAAGCAGAAGCUGGAACCUAUUGAAGAAGUGACGAUCGAUGUUGACUCCGACUUCUCCGGCACCGUUAUCGACAAGCUGUCUACUCGUGGCGGUGAAAUCAUCGAGUUCAAGGAGAUGCACGACAAAGUGCGACUUCAGUUCAAGAUCCCCAGUCGUUGCCUCAUGGGCUACCGCAGUGAGAUCAAGACCGACACGCGCGGAAGUGGUAUUCUGAACUCGAUCUUCCACGGCUACUCCCCAUUCCAAGGCUCGGCAACCCCUCCGUCCAAGGGCAAGCUUAUCUCCUCAUCUGGAGGCGUGUGCACGGCCUACGCUCUUAACUCGCUGGAAGACCGCGGAGAGAUGUUCGUCAAGCCUGGCGAUGAAGUGUACGAGGGAAUGAUCGUGGGUGAGCACAGCCGCCCCACGGACAUUGAGAUCAACCCCACCAAGGAAAAGAAGCUCACGAACAUGCGUGCGGCCGGUACGGACGAGAACAUCAAGCUGUCCCCCAUCCGCCAGAUGUCACUAGAAGACGUAGUCACCUACAUCGGUGAGGACGAGAUGAUCGACGUGUCUCCUAGCAAAAUCCGCAUGCGAAAGCGUGAGUUGACUGCCAACGGCCGCAAGCGAAUGCAGGGCAAGAAGAAGUAAGCCGGGUCAGCAGCAGAGCUUGACGGUCUUUUCCGACAGCGUCCGUGGCGGGCUCCGCUGAAAAUCUGAGCAAUUCGUAUUCAUAUAGAGGCAACAGUAGAAGACAUAGAGCAACUAGUGUAGAUGCUUGCAAUGAGGACGUAUCUCUUUCUUUCGUUUAGCUAUUCAAGCUCUCCAAGUUGAAGUUCUUAAGUCAUAUAAGCGCAACAUUGUCAUUCGCA